AGUGAAACAUAACAACACACAUGUUGCGUUUAUAAUUUUGUUCAGUGUGAAAAACGCAUUCUAUGAAAUACUAUUGGGCGUGCGUGCAGGUACCGCGCGGGUAGGUUAAACGCGAUGGCGGUGCAGGUGCAUCAAGAAAGGACGGAUACGGUCCGCGGUCUAUAUUUGAAUAGUGUCACUGCACUGUAGCCAGUGGUCAUUGUAUUUGAUUAGUGAAUUUAUAGGGUAACUUCCGUAUCUCUCAGCCCACCAGAGCUUCCGUAUUAACGGAGUUUCUCAGUCUACCCUGGCUGGAUUUUUGACUUUGUAAAGCUAUGCGGUCAAUUCCGGAGGAGUUAACGACGCUUAUUUCAGAUCUUGAAGAUUUCCUCUUCGAUGGUCUGAAAGGAGAGAAUUUGAGUAAGAAGGCAAAGGAGAAAAGAGAAGCCUUCAUAAAGCGGAUCAAAGAGGUCAAAUCUGGAUACCCUCAAGAGUUCAACGAGAAUCGAGAUGCAGAGGACUCGGAAGAGGAUGAAGUGGAGGACAGCAACAAUGAUGGAGGGUCGCUGCAUUCAGAACGCACAGAUAAGGAGGAUGAGACCUCAGAAGGUGACUACCUCAUGAAGCUGGUUGAGACAUUCUAG
This is a messenger RNA of Oncorhynchus gorbuscha (pink salmon), 623 nucleotides long. Its product is annotated as src kinase-associated phosphoprotein 2-like. Bases 315 to 623 code for a protein of 102 amino acids. The record is from RefSeq and is a predicted model, not a curated record. The transcript is spliced from 5 exons. Lineage: Eukaryota; Metazoa; Chordata; Actinopteri; Salmoniformes; Salmonidae. Gene Ontology annotation, cellular component: plasma membrane; cytoplasm.